This is a messenger RNA of Oncorhynchus mykiss (rainbow trout), 4623 nucleotides long. The record is from RefSeq and is a predicted model, not a curated record. Lineage: Eukaryota; Metazoa; Chordata; Actinopteri; Salmoniformes; Salmonidae.
UGAUGACACGACUGGCAUUUGGGCUAUUUCACAAUAGUAGUGCUUUUUCAGAAUGGGAUUUCUUCUAUCCCACACUAGACUGACUAUUUUAGGUCGACUUGAUGGUCAGUAAUAAUAAGCUGAGUGUAUUAAUCAAAGGCCAGGUUGCUUUCUUGGGUUAAAACAUAGGUUUAUUUAUGUAACUGGAAAUAACAUAUAUGACCUUUUUUAAGAAAAUUCUGCAUCUUUGAUGCACUGUACACUCUUUAUGACUUGUAUGCUACACUCGUUAUGGUUAGCAAAAAGCAUGUACCAUCAAAAUAAAUCUCUGACCAGGAGUAAAAUGACAAUCUCCAUCAAAGUUGACAGGCUCGACCCAGACAACCAUUCUGCCAUUGCUAAUGCUAUAAAUGCCAAGUUUUCAUCUGUAACCACAUCAUUACCUACACUAAACCUGUCAGACCUAACUGCAUUUUUGUCAGCUAUGCCACUCCCCACUGUUGAACCAUGGGAAAUGCACAGGAAACGACUCUCCGUUUCAACCAGAAAAGCCCCAGGUCCUGACCUCAUCAGUGGCAGACUCAUCAGGGAAGUCGUUGUUGCAAUAUCCACCCACCUGACUGACUUCUUCAAUACCUCCCUGUGUGAAGGAGUGUGUCCACAUCAAUGGAAGGAGACAGUCCUCCUGCUGAAGAGUAAUCCACAGAGGAUUGACCAGCUACGGCCCAUCUCACUCAUGCCCCUUCUGUGUGAAGGUUUUGUUGCUGAAUGGGCAACACAGGAUAUUCAAAAGAACAUCUCCAAACAACAGUUUGGCUGCCUCAAGGGACGCUCAACCACCCUCUCUGCCUGUACAGAACAGCAGACACUAGAGGCACCUCCAGCACAUGGGUCCUGACAGACUACAGCAAGGCCUUUGCUCUUGUGGAUCACGCAAUUGCAAUGAAACACCUUUAUCUGUCCGACCACAGAUCAUGCCAUGAAUUUGAAACAUCCAUUCCUGCCGUAGCCAGGUUACAAGAUCCCAUGAGACUCUAUCCCAGGCCCAAUAACUCUCCUGUGGCCUCCCCCAGGGCACACGGCUUGGUCCAAUUGUUUUCGUGGCUCACGUCAAUGGCGCAGGACCCCAGGCGAGAAGAGAAUGGUUGCAUUCGGAAAGAUACUCCCAGUAGUUGGUGAGUUUGGAGCAUUUCAAAAUCGCCUGUUGUUGGCAGUAUCGAUACCCAACAUAUUCAUGGCCUUUCACAUGUUCAGCCAAGUUUUCACAGGUAUGAAUUUUCCUCACCACUGCAACACCGACUGGAUACUCGCCCGUGGACCCAAAUUGACCUAUGACCAACAGAAAAAUCUCACACUUCCAAUGAAUGAUGUCGGGGAAUAUGAGAGCUGUCGUAUGUUCACACCGGUGGACUUGGACUUGGAAACAAUUCAAGAGCAAGGAAUCAACAGCACCAUAUAUUGUACAGAUGGGUGGGUUUACAACACACCCCAAGGAAACCCCACUCUAGUGACAGAGUUUAACCUGGUGUGUGACAACAAAGGUGUGAGUGAGGCAUCACAGUCCAUCUACAUGACCGGCCUCCUAAUAGGGUCCCUGGUGUUUGGACCUAUGGCAGACAGGUUUGGUCGUCGCUUCGCCAUCCUCGUUUCCCUGCUCUUCCAAUUGCUGUUUGGAGUGGCCGCUGCCUUCUCCCCCAACAUCUAUGUCUACAUUAGCCUUCGGUUCGUGGUCGGCAUGACAAUAUCAGGCAUUGCCAUGAACACAUUUGUGCUAGGGGCUGAGUGGACCAGUACAUCUAAGCGGGCCCUCUUCACCAUCCUCUCACAAUGUUUCUAUGCCGUGGGGCUGAUGUUGCUGCCGUGGAUCGCCUACGGGGUCCGCAACUGGAGGGCCCUGCAGCUGGUGCUUUCCAGCCCCGUCCUCCUACUGGCUGUCUACUUCUGGAUUCUCCCAGAGUCGGCCCGUUGGCUACUAACUCAAGGCAGGCAGAAUGAGGCCAGGCAGGAGCUCCAGAGGGCAGCUGCGGUCAACAGGAGAGAGGUCCCCCAGUCAUUACUCGACAUGCUGGAGGCUGAGAACACGUCUACAACGGGCAGUAUGAUGGACCUCUUCAAGAUACCCAACCUGAGGAAACGUGCCCUCACCAUGAGCUACAUCUGGUUUGUGACCAGCCUGGUCUACUUCGGUGUGAGUCUUAACGUGGGACAUUUUGGCCUGGACAUCUACCUGACCCAGUUCAUCUUUGGCCUGGCAGAGAUUCUUUCUCGCCUGGGCUGCUACACCCUCCUGGAGCGCCUGGGCAGGAGGCCCUGUCAGGCAGGCACUCUCUUCUUUGGUGGAGCAGCUUGUCUCCUAAUUCUUGCGAUUCCUGAAGACCUUCCAGUAUUGGUGACGGUCAUUGCAGUGACUGGAAAGUUUGCUAUAGCAGCCUCCUUCACUAUUGUCUAUGUCUAUACUGCUGAACUCUAUCCCACCAUUGUAAGACAGAAUGGUGUGGGUCUGAACUCCAUGUGUGCCCGUGGGGCGGGCAUCCUGGUCCCUCUGAUGCAUCUGCUAGAGGUGUACCACCAGGCCCUGCCCAUGCUCAUCUGUGGCCUCCUGCCCUUCAUCGGCGGGGGGCUGUGCUUUCUACUGCCAGAGACCCUCAACACUGAGCUCCAAGACUACAUAGACCCACUCGAGGAGAAGACAAUAACAUCAGAGAGCGGGACUAUUGAAAACGGACUCGAUGAGGAGGAGAAACCAACUGAAUUGAGGAGCUCACAAUUCUGAUCACUGUCUGGUCCAUACUCUCUGGAGGUGUGAGUUAGUUAUUACUCUAAAAUAUAUCUUAUUUUUUGUAAAUGACACCACCCUUUUGGGACUAAUUAUUUGUUUAAAUGAGUGAAUAAUACAAAAUGAUUGAUGUUGUGUAUAAAAUAUGGACCCAUCACAAUAUUCAUCUUGGUGAUCAGGGUUGCCAUAUGGGGGGGUUGGAUGAUUCUAAGGGCCUGUGACUGAGGGGCCCUAAAAAAUUAUUUAGAACAUUAGGUUAAAAUAAAUCAGCAUUAAAUUAUUAACCUAUUGUCAUUAAUAUAAUAUUUGAUUUACAAUGUACUAAUAAAACUUGCGGUUUCUUUUUAUUUUCUUGUUUUUGGCAAAAAGUAAACAUCCAGAGAUGUUUUAGCCGACAUCAAUACAGGCAAACUUUUAGCAAGCUAUUCAUACUAAAUCACUUGUCCCUGCCUGGUGCCAGGCCCACAGAUGCAGCUUCAGGCCCAGCAGCCCUGUCUCCCCAUCCCCAUACCCCUGAACCAGCCCUACUCCCAACCCAACCUCCCAAAGGAGGUGGGCAGCAUUGUGUUGAAUGACAUGUCAAUUGGCAUAAUUGCAGGUACUGCAAUGCAUUGAGGACAGGAAAAAUCUCUGACACAGGCAGCCAAUAUCAGAGCCUUAAAGGAAGAGAUGCAGGCUCUUAGAGAUGGAUGGGAGUCUCUUCUGUCUGAGGCAACACUGAUUGCUACGCAAAUGGAUGUUGCACCUCAAUUUAGCAAGGAACACAGCCGCCAGAGGAAAAGGAAGAGAUUCCAUGAUGAGACCUCUCAAGAGGAGACAGCUCAGGACAGUGCAACAACGGUGUUUUGGAGCACAGUGUUUUUUUUACUGCUGUGGACACCAACAUAAGUGACUUUGACACUAGGUUCCACACCACUGAAAAAAUUGUAGAAUAAUUUUCUGCUGUUCUGAAAGUUGGGCAGAUUAGUAAGGAUAAAGUCCCUUCUGUGUGCCAACCACUGAUCAUUAAGUAUUCCAGAGAUCUUACACCUGAGUUUCAAAAUGAAGUAAGACACCUGAACACUGUAUAUGCUGCCACUUUCCCCCCUAACUUGUCCCCUCUUGGUCUCCUGAAUGCAAUUUGUAUGAUGCAGCUGCAAAGCAUUGUUGGAGAAGUGUGCAUUGCUUUACGUAUAUUUUGCACACUGCCUGUGACUGUUGCUGGUGGUGAGAGCUUUCAGUAAGCUAAAACUGAUCAACUAUUUGAGGUCCACUAUGUCCCAGGACAGGCUUUGCAGUCUUGCCAUGCUGUCCAUUGAAAGUCAGUUAGCUAGAAAGCUGGACUUCAAGACUUGAUCAGUGACUUUGCUCCUAAGAAGGCCCGGCGCUGGGCUCUUGGUGAGUAAGGCUGAGCAAGAGCCAGUGAUAACUGUUAAAUGGCAUGGAUAUUGGAUCACUACACACAUGAUGCCCACAGGCUGAGAACCAGACAGAACAGGAUGUAUCUCAAAGUAAUGGCUGGAUUGCCAUAAAAUAUGUCAAGACCCCAAGUGAAAGAAACCUAUUGAUUUGGUGACCACUUGACCUUUCCUCUAGCGCCACCAUCAGGCCUUUUCAGUUCCGUUUUAUUUUCCAUUUUCAGUUUCCACUUUUACAGCAGCUUAUUUUCCAGUUGGUAUGUAUACUUAGUUCAAAAAUCUGCUGCUGAUUUUUAUUAUUUUGUUUGUUAUACCAUUCUAUAGAUGAUAAUGUUAAUUUAUUGUAGUUGCAUAGGAUAAUGUAUAUUUAAGUUAUUUAUUUGAAGUUAUUCAUUAAUGUUAAGAGAAUUUUCCAUUCAAGAAUUGUACCAUUAAAAUUUGAUUUAGACUGUAAAAGAUGGCCUUUAGUAC